AUCAAAUUUGUUGUAAUAUCUAAGUAAUUUUCCACGUUAUUCAAGAGUAUAGUAAUUAUUUGUUAGUUGUCAGUAGUGGCGGAAUCAAGAUUUUCAUUAAGAGGGUUCAAACUAUGAAAGAAGCUAAAUAAACACACGAACUAAUCAAAGAGGAUUCAACAUCUACUAUAUAUAACGUACUGCAAACUUUGCAAGCAUGGGAAUCUUGUGCACAAACUUCUUCAGUGAUCACUGGCUCAUGAUCAUUGCACAUAUAUAGUUAGUUAUAACUGAAUUAAACACAACUUCCAUGCCUACAACUUGAAACUUCUUCGAAAUUUCUCCGGUAAAAACACUCAUUCCUUCUAGCUUCAACUUUUAUCUAAGUGCUCUUGUUUCCGCGGUUAUGUUGACUUGAUAGUGUAAAAAGUUAUUAAUUUCUCUUUCAAUGAAUACCCGUCGCUACUUUCUUACACCCAUUUCACUUUGCCAUUCGAGCAUUGUUGUAUCUUUUCCGUCAAUUUCACCAUCAUCAACAACAGCAGCAGCAGUAGCAGUAGGAGGAGGCGAUUAUGCAGUUGGAAAUAGAAACAGGUAUACUCGCGCUUCUAAUAUUUCAGAUUCUUCAGUCUUGAUAAGAAUGGCAAUGAGAAUAUCAAGAGCAAAGUGGUUCAUUUUCCUAAGAAGAGUUUUCCAUUACCAAAAUGGUUAUUCAAGAUCUGAUCUUGGAUCGAACCCGUUCAAUUCAAUAACAUGGAUGAUGAUGGAGUGUAUAUCAUUAAGUAUACAAAUAAUUCUAAGUGUAUAUACUCUCUCUGUUUCAAAAUACGAAAAACCAGUUUGGCCAAUGAGGAUAUGGGCGUUUGGAUACGUCUUUGGCUGUAUACUUAGCGUCCUCCUGCUUUAUUCGCGCUAUUGGGCAUUCUACAUCAGGCCACAAAGACAUGAUUCUGACAUCGAGCAACAAAGACGCAGCCACGAUGAUCAAUCCAGGGCAUCGUCAUUGCACAUGAUGGAGAGAUUCAAGACUAGUAUGGAGUUAUUCUUCGCGAUAUGGUUUGUGAUGGGGAAUGUUUGGGUGUUUGAAUCGCGGUUAUUAAUGUCAUAUCAUCGCGCUCCUAAACUUCACUUGCUCUGCAUUUCUCUGCUUACUUGGAAUGCAGUUGCAUAUUCAUUCCCAUUCAUAUUGUUUCUAUUGCUCUGCUGUUGUGUUCCAAUGUUGAGUACAUUCCUAGGCUACAAUAUGAAUAUGGCAUCUGUGGAUAGAGGAGCUUCUGAUGAACAACUCUCAACUCUUCCAAGCUGGAAAUACAAAUCAGAAAUUGGAAACCAGGAAGAAGACCUCACAAAUUCCGCGCUGCAAGAUGAAAAUUCUGAAUGUUGUAUUUGUUUAGCCAAGUAUGGAGAUAAAGAAGAUAUUAGACAAUUGCCUUGUUCUCAUAUAUUUCAUCUCAAGUGUGUGGAUCAAUGGCUCAAAAUUAUAUCUUGUUGUCCUCUAUGCAAACAAAAACUAGAGGGGUAAAAGAUGCAACAAAGCUCCUCAUGAGCCUCAAUGUAUUUUUAUCCUUUUUUUAUGGAGAUGAAAUUUUCAUAUAUACCCAAUAUGUACUACAUUAUACACUUGAAAAAACAGAAAAUUUAAUUACGAUUAA
Solanum pennellii is the source of this 1631-nucleotide messenger RNA. RefSeq names its product E3 ubiquitin protein ligase RIE1-like. The record is from RefSeq and is a predicted model, not a curated record. Lineage: Eukaryota; Viridiplantae; Streptophyta; Magnoliopsida; Solanales; Solanaceae. Bases 428 to 1501 code for a protein of 357 amino acids. The transcript is spliced from 3 exons.